This is a messenger RNA of Protopolystoma xenopodis, 258 nucleotides long. Lineage: Eukaryota; Metazoa; Platyhelminthes; Monogenea; Polystomatidea; Polystomatidae. The record is from the annotation of a GenBank genome assembly.
AUGGGGUCUGCUCAGUCCCGGCACUGGACGAUCAAUAGAACUGGUCUACCGGACAGCGAGGAUUUCGGCAGCCAACUGACAGACCUAAUUGACUCUUUGGUGUGCAUGCACAAGUCGUGUGGUUAUGCCUCAUUUCGUACGCCAAAGCAGGCCAAUCGGGGCGGCGAAAGGGAUCAUACAGGCGAGAGGACGGCAAGGUUACAUGUGACUAUCAGCAUUUGGCCAGGCAACUCAAAGGCAGUGUUUGCCAGUCGCUGA